AUGCAUAUCAUUCAGGGCAACACAGUUUUAAGGCGGGUCUCGUGGCUUGACUUUCAAGACAAUGCAAAGCUUAGCUGCGUACCCCAGUUUUCAAGCGUUAUCCUAGCUUUGAGGAACCUGCAACAACUCGUCAAAUUCACGUUUUGGCCGGCACGUUGUACAGAGCCGUUGGUAACGCUCUCAAUGCACAACUGUAAGGGUUCACAUCUGAAAUCGGUGCUCUGCCCGUUCCAACGCAUUAUCAUAGUCACUUGA
This is a messenger RNA of Morchella importuna, 255 nucleotides long. RefSeq lists its product as uncharacterized. The record is from RefSeq and is a predicted model, not a curated record. The coding region runs from base 1 to 255 and encodes 84 amino acids. NCBI's taxonomy places the organism in Eukaryota, Fungi, Ascomycota, Pezizomycetes, Pezizales, Morchellaceae. The transcript is spliced from 4 exons.